GCAUUGGGUUUCAGUUUGUAUGCUGUACUAGUGAAUAGUCGUAAAGAUUAUGAUUAGGAAAGAAACUUUGUAUAGCUUAGCAUUGCCAGUGUUGUUCAGAAUACAUUUUCGUACGAAUUAAAGGAGAAAGAGGGUUUUGCUUUUGACGCAAUGGGCGCCAUUACCAUCUUAACAGCCGGAGAGGGGGCUUUAUUUUAGAUAUUUAUUAUACCUUACCUCCCACAAACAGAGCAAAAUCUUAUAGUUUUGCUUUUGGUAGUAACUCAAAGCAACAACCGGGCGAUGGGUUGUUGUAUCUCAAAUCUAGAUGGGGGAGAAACAGUCUCACAAUGCAGAGCGAGAAAGAGAUACAUGAAACAACUAGUGGUAGCAAGACAGUUUUUUUCAGCUUCACAUGCAAUGUAUUUUCGUUCUCUUCGCAAUACUGGCUCAGCUCUUCUUCAGUUUUCAAGUAGUGAAUCCGCUCUUCACCACCAUCACCACCUCGGACCACCAUCACUACCACCACCCCCAUCACCACCAGAAGAAAUCUUUAGUUCACCACGGCCUCCAUUUAGUCCCAGUACUGAUACUAAUUGGUCAUCAUCAAUUGGAGCUUCUCCUCUUCCACCACCUCCGCCUCCUCCACCUCCACAAUCUUCAACUUGGGACUUCUGGGACCCAUUUGUGGAGACAACAACACAGUCUAUGACCGAGGAAGAGUGGGAGGACGAGGUUGCUGAACUGCCAUUGACUAGGUCUAGGACUGAGAGUACAAUGGCGCCGCCUUCGGUGUUGAGUGGGUACUCUAAAGACACUAGUGGAAGUACUGACCUUGCUAUGGUGAAGUCAACAAAUGGUAAGAAUAUAUUUGACAUUAUCAAAGAAGUUGAUGAUUACUUCCUUAAGGCUGCUGAUGCGGGUGCUGAGCUUUCUGCAAUUCUUGAGGUUACAAGUCCUAUUGUUUCUACCACCCAGACUAAAGGAGGUAAAGUUUACAGCUACGGCUUCUAUUUGAGUCCAGCGUCGUGGACAUGGGGUUCCAGUCCAAAAUCUCAGGCAUUUGGAAGCUUCUUGGGUGACCAAGUAGUUGGAAACAAAGGAGGUGAUAGCCAUUCCUCAACCAUUGAGAAGCUAUAUGCUUGGGAGAAGAAACUGUAUGAGGAAGUUAAGGAUUCUGAGGCUAUAAAGAUGAAGCAUGAGAAGAAGGUGAGCCAGCUGAGGAAACUGGAGGUGAAAGGAGCUGACUAUUUGAAGACUGAGAAGACCAAGAAAGAGCUUGAAAAGCUAGAGUCUCAAUUAACUGUUUCCUCUCAAGCCAUUGAGACUAUCUCAGCUGAAAUCAACAAAAUCAGGGACACUCAACUCCACCCUCAACUCCUUGACCUUGUUAAAGGAUUAAUGUGCAUGUGGAGAAGCAUGUAUGAGAGCCACCAGGUCCAAACUCACAUUGUUCAGCAGUUCAAAUACCUCAACACAAUUCCAUCUGCAGAACCCACAUCAGAGAUUCACAGGCAAUCAGCUCUCCAGCUUGAGCUCCAAGUCCAGCAAUGGCACCAAUCUUUCUGCAACUUAGUCAAAGCCCAAAAGGACUACAUUCAGAACCUCACAGGGUGGCUACGCCUAAGCCUUUAUCAGUUCACCAAAACCCCACUAUCUAGAACUGAUCAGGAAACGGGAAUUUACUCAUUUUGUGAAGAAUGGCACCAGGCAGUUGAUAGGAUUCCAGACAAAGUAGCAUCUGAAGGAAUCAAAAGCUUCUUAACAGUGAUCAAUGAUAUUGUAGUUCAACAUACUGAAGAAUAUAAACAAAAGAAGAAGUCAGAGUCAGUGUUUAAGGAGUUUGAGAAGAAGUCAUCCGAGCUUAGAUUACUGGAGAACAAGUAUGGCCCAUUUUCAGUGCCUCAAAGCCCUGGCAAGGACCCAGUUGCAGAGAAAAGACUGAAGGUUGAUAUGUUAAGAACCAAGGCAGAGGAGGAGAAGAGUAAGCAUGAGAAUUUGGUAGCUAUGACAAGAGCAAUGACCGUAAAUAACCUGCAGAUGGUUUUCCCACAUGUCUUUCAAGCAAUGGUCGGAUUCUCAACUGUGUGUAUGCAAGCAUUCGAGAAGUCAUACAAUCAAGCCAAGAAAAUUACACAGGAGCAACAAGUGAAGACGAUACUCCCUUAAAAUGGGAUCUUUAUCUUAAAAAAAAAAAAAAAAGCUAUGAUAAUUGGUUUCUAUGUGUAUAGUUGAUAAUAGAAGCACUGAGAAGUUUUGCAGGCUCACUCUAUACAAAUCCAUGUGAUGCAAAUUUUGUGCAAGCGCAGUGGAGUGCUGUGAGCCAUUUUGGUACAGGAAGUUGUGGCAACUUCGGAACUCGGACGAAUUGUGGUGUUUUCAAGUAGGCCUUCUGUAUACUUUGCUUUGUAUUUUGGAUAGGAUACUGCUUUAUAUCUUAAAUGUUAUCCUCAAUUUGGUUCUAUAAAGCUAGUGUUUGAUUUUGUAUGAUGAUCAAAUUGCUACUUCAUUGAAGAGUAUAAUUAUAUCAGUCAGUUGUGCCUGGGGAGUUAAA
Molecule: messenger RNA, 2533 nt
Organism: Mangifera indica (mango)
Lineage: Eukaryota; Viridiplantae; Streptophyta; Magnoliopsida; Sapindales; Anacardiaceae
Product: protein ALTERED PHOSPHATE STARVATION RESPONSE 1-like
Exons: 4
Coding region: 283-2148 (621 amino acids)
Source: RefSeq, a predicted model, not a curated record